AUACCGUACAGGCGGGGUUAUCUACUUCACGGGCCCCCCGGGACGGGCAAGACUUCGCUCUCGCUCGCGCUUGCAGGCCAGUUCAAGCUUGACCUCUACGUGCUGAGCAUGUCUGCAGUCAUUGGGGACACAGCCCUGAGCAGCAUGUUCAAUGCCCUGCCGCUCCGCUGCAUUGUGCUCCUCGAGGACAUCGAUGCCGUGGGGAUGAGAAGGGAGGCCGUCUCUGACCAGGGCAGCGAUGAGCAGGGGAAGAGCGAACAAAGGCCUCUUGGCAGGAUGAUGCCGCAUCCUCAUGGAAAUGCGACGGGCGGCUCGCGUGGCAAUUGCACACUCUCGGGACUGCUCAAUGUGCUGGAUGGCGUGGCCUCCCAGGAGGGCCGGAUCGUCCUCAUGACGUCAAAUGAUCCCGAUGGUCUGGACGAAGCGCUCCUGAGGCCUGGCCGGGUCGACCGCAGAUACUACCUUGGGCACAUGAAGCGGCCGGCGAUAGAGGCCAUGUUUCUGCGCAUGUUUGAGCCCGAGACUCCGGCUGACGAUGUUGAGAAGUCUGCGGGAACUGACAAGGACAGUCCCCCUACGGAGGACGAUGGAAGCAUCUCGGAGACGAUGCGCAGCAGGGAAAAGUCCCAGGAGCUAGGCGACGAGAUACUACUGAGCGAAGUUGAAGCAUCACUAGCGAGGCAGGAGGUCCUGGCAGAGCAAGCUCGCGAGUUUGCGGCCAUGGUGCCAGAAGGGCGGUUCACCCCAGCAAAACUACAAGGGUACCUGCUCAUGCACAGCGAAUCGGCUGCCAAGGCCAUUCGGGAGUUGCCAGCGUGGAUCGAGGAAGACGCGCGCGACCGGGAGAGAGCCCAGGCGAAACAAGACGCAGCACGCGGCGCGAGUUCCCCUCGCCCAUCAGAUGGGGUGACGAAUGGAACCGAUACCGCCACUGGGCGUGAUCCUGCAAGGGCCGCAAACCCGUCGAAGACUACACAGAAAGCAGUAUUGAAUGGUUUUUUGCAAGAAGAUGGCACGCGGGUGAACGGGACUCAUUAGCCCUCGAUCGAUCUUUGCCGAGUGGCCGUUACACUAUUUGGCAGCUAGAGUAAAGGAUCGAGCAUCAGAGCGCUCGGCUUCCUGACCGCGUAAGAUAGAAGAAUUGAAGUUUCCACCGUUGGUCACCACUAUUUUCGGCGUAAAACCCCCGGGGCCUACGUGGGAAGCAGAUGAAAGGGCCAUUGACUUGAUUCAAACCACAGGUUCGAAACAAAGGCGAGGUCGGUGAGGC
Microdochium trichocladiopsis is the source of this 1270-nucleotide messenger RNA. RefSeq lists its product as uncharacterized. Gene Ontology annotation, biological process: mitochondrial respiratory chain complex III assembly; protein insertion into mitochondrial inner membrane from matrix. Bases 109 to 1038 code for a protein of 309 amino acids. The record is from RefSeq and is a predicted model, not a curated record. Gene Ontology annotation, molecular function: ATP hydrolysis activity; ATP binding. Lineage: Eukaryota; Fungi; Ascomycota; Sordariomycetes; Xylariales; Microdochiaceae. Gene Ontology annotation, cellular component: mitochondrial inner membrane. The transcript has a single exon.